AUGCGUUUACUCCAUACAAAAGAGCUGGACACUGGAGGGUUUGAGCUGAAAGAAUUCGGCCAAGAAAAUGUCCCGCCCUACGCCAUCCUGUCGCACACUUGGGGCGAAGAAGAAGUCACCUUUCAAGACAUGACUCUGGGUCGCUUCGCCAACAAGAAAGGCUACGACAAGAUCAGAGGCUGUUGUAUCUUGGCAAGGGCAAACGGAUACGACUAUGCCUGGGUAGACACGUGUUGCAUCGACAAGACAAGCAGCGCUGAGCUGUCCGAGGCAAUCAACUCCAUGUACCAGUGGUACGCUGAAGCCGAUGUCUGCUAUGGUUUUCUCGCAGACGUGCCGUCCAAGGUUGCCUUUUCGGAGAGCAGGUGGUUUACAAGAGGAUGGACGCUUCAAGAGUUGAUUGCGCCGGAGACGAUGAUCUUCCUAGACGACGCAUGGAACGAGUUGGGCACUAGAGAAAGCCUAAAACAAGAAAUUUCCAAGCGCACCGGCAUACCUAUGAGUGUUCUCUCCGGUUCCAGUCUCGGGAGUGUAAGUGUUGCGCAGAAAAUGUCCUGGGCCGCCUCGAGACAAACAUCACGGUCUGAAGACCGAGCCUACUGUUUAAUGGGCAUAUUCGGCAUCAACAUGCCAUUGUUGUAUGGCGAGGGGGACAGAGCUUUUAUGAGGCUCCAAGAGGAGAUUAUGAAGGUGACGGACGACGACAGCAUCUUCGCCUGGAGAUCCAAA
Messenger RNA from Trichoderma harzianum CBS 226.95, 729 nucleotides. RefSeq lists its product as hypothetical. The annotation marks the transcript as partial. The record is from RefSeq and is a predicted model, not a curated record. NCBI's taxonomy places the organism in Eukaryota, Fungi, Ascomycota, Sordariomycetes, Hypocreales, Hypocreaceae. The transcript has a single exon.